Porites lobata is the source of this 858-nucleotide messenger RNA. The record is from the annotation of a GenBank genome assembly. NCBI's taxonomy places the organism in Eukaryota, Metazoa, Cnidaria, Anthozoa, Scleractinia, Poritidae.
UUUUUACACCUGACCUUACAGGAGUUCUUAGCGGCGAAGUAUUUGGUAGACACGUUGAGUUCCAAACAACUGCGGGGUUUUGUUUCCGAUCACAUCCAGGAUGGCGCGUGGAAGGUUGUGAUGCAGUUUGUGGCUGGACUGUUGGCUGAAAAAGAAGGACCAUCAACAGAUAUUUUCAGCGACCUUCUUCCCUCAGAAACGGAUACUGAUGAAGUUGAAAUCGAGAUGAAUGAAGAUUCAGAGGAACGAACUGAAACACUGACCUGGUGGCCACAUUAUAAACACAGGUUAUUAGUGGUGACGCUAUUCAAUUGCAUGUAUGAGAACAAAGCCUCUGAUGGAGAAGUUCAAAAGAAACUGGCGAAAAUUGGUUGUAAGGCGCUUUAUUUUUAUUAUUGUAACCUGUCACCUCUCGACUGUUUAGCAUUAGUGCAUGCACUUAAAUCUGUUGAAGGAAUUUUGGAUUUUCAUUUAGCCGUCAACAACCUUCAGUCGCUAGGAUGUAUUGAGAUUGCGAAGUUGUUACCUGGCAACCAACACAAUCAGGGUUUUUGCGAACUAAAAAGAUUAAACCUCAGGCAUAACAACAUAACUGAUGAAGGAGUAAAACAUUUAGCUACAGCACUCACACACACUAACUGCACACUAAACAGCUUAGACCUCGGGGUUAACAACAUAACUGAUGAAGGAGUAAAACAUUUAGCUACAGCACUCACACACACUAACUGCACACUAAACAGCUUAGACCUCGGGGUUAACAACAUAACUGAUGAAGGAGUAAAACAUUUAGCUACAGCACUCACACACACUAACUGCACACUAAACAGCUUAGACCUCGGGGUAAAAAAACAUAACUGA